Molecule: messenger RNA, 1434 nt
Organism: Penicillium argentinense
Lineage: Eukaryota; Fungi; Ascomycota; Eurotiomycetes; Eurotiales; Aspergillaceae
Product: DUF1479 domain-containing protein
Exons: 9
Coding region: 1-1434 (477 amino acids)
Source: RefSeq, a predicted model, not a curated record
AUGAGUGGCUCGUCGGAUGAAGGCCAGGCGACGGAAUCAUCGCGACUCACUCGAAAUGACAAAAAAGAGGGCGACAUCUCGUCUGUUUUCUCAACUUUCUCCGGCAGAAAGAGUCAACCACUGCCUGAACGCUUCCAUGAGUUGAAGCGUAACUUGACCACUGGCUUUGAAGAGCAGAUCCAGCAAUCGUGGGAUGACUUGGUCGAGACUCUGAAAGUGCGCACUGAAGAGGUCGCCUCCAAGCGAGAGUCUAUCAUCCCUCAAUUGAACUUCUCGGAUAUUCAAGCUGGCAAUGUUGCCCCCGAAAGUGUCAACGCCAUCCGGAGCACUGGUGUUGCAGUGAUCAAAGGAGUUGUGCCGAAGGAUGUUGCAGAGGGGUAUCUCUCUGACAUGCGUCAGUAUGUGGCUGCACACCCUUUCAAAGGCUAUCCAUCUGAUACGGAAAAUAAAGUUAUCUAUGAAUCAUACUGGAGCCCUUCUCAGGUGAAAGCGAGGUCGCACCCUAACAUGCUCGCCACACAGUCGUGGAUGAACCAGCUAUAUUCCGCUGAUGCGGAUCAAAAGGUGGAUCUCUCCGUCCCACUCAGUUACUGUGACCGAGUUCAAAUCCGCCCGCCUGGCGAUCAAACCUUUGCCCUACCGCCUCACGUCGACGGUGGAGGAGUCGAAAGGUGGGAGGACCGCGCCUACAACCAUGUCUACCGCAAGAUAUUCCAAGGAAAGUGGAAGGAGUACAACCCAUGGGAUCUAACUGGCCGACUCGACGCCAACAUGAACAUGUAUGAUGCACCAGGAGGAUGUUCAGUCUUCCGAGCCUUCCAGAGCUGGCUUGGAUUAUCCCGUCAUGGACCCCAACAAGGUACCCUUGUCGUUCAUCCAAUUCUACAGCCCUCCACUGCGUACUGGAUGCUUCGCCCCUUUUUCAAGCCUACUCAAAAGGGCUCCUUGGACGGAUGGAAGUUUUCCCUCGAUGAUGAGGAUGGAAAUACUUUCCUGCAUGGUGCAAACCCUGGAACUGCUCAAGAGCAUACUCCUGGCCACCACCCUCAUCUGAUGCUGAAUGAGACGAUGAUACCUUAUCCAACAGUUGAGUCAGGUGACACCGUAUUUUGGAGUGCCGAUACUAUUCACGGUACGGAGAGUAACAACACUGGCGACAACGAUGCUUGCGUGUUUUACAUUCCAUCCGUUCCGCUCACUCCCAGCAAUGCGCAAUACGUCGCGCAGCAGCGUGAUACUUUUUUGAAGGGCGUCCCCCCACCAGACUUCCCGGGUGGAUUUGGUGAAUCUGAAUUCACUGAUAGGGCACAGAUUGGAGAUAUCCAAUCUGAAGCUGGUAAGAUGGCUAUGGGUCUUAUUCCCAUUCAGGUUAACGCAAAGAGUGACAAUUCGGCAAAUCUUAUUCGUGAAGUGAACGGAAUUCUAGGUUACUAA